GGGGCGGUCGGGGUGGCGACAGGGUGCCUGAGCGAUGGGCGGGAGGUGACACAGCAGCAGCGCGGAGCAGCCAGGGGAAGGGGACAGCAUGAACCGGGCCAAGCCCACCACCGUGCGGAGGCCCAGCGCUGCGGCCAAACCUUCAGGGCACCCUCCUCCAGGAGAUUUCAUUGCGCUGGGCUCAAAGGGUCAGGCCAAUGAAUCGAAAACAGCGUCCACCCUGCUGAAGCCAGCCCCCUCUGGCCUGCCUUCAGAGCGCAAGCGGGAUGGCGCAGCUGCUCUGUCUGGUGCCUCAGCCCUGACUGGCCUCACCAAACGCCCCAAACUCUCCUCCACUCCACCUCUGAGUGCCCUGGGGCGCCUGGCUGAGGCUGCAGUGGCAGAGAAACGGGCCAUCUCUCCCUCCAUUAAAGAACCAUCUGUGGUGCCGAUUGAAGUUCUGCCCACGGUGCUGCUGGAUGAGAUCGAGGCCGCCGAGCUGGAGGGCAACGAUGACAGGAUAGAGGGGGUGCUGUGUGGGGCAGUGAGGCAGCUGAAGAUCACGCGGGCCAAGCCAGACACCACCCUCUACCUGAGCCUCAUGUACCUGGCCAAAAUCAAGCCCAACAUCUUUGCCACAGAGGGUGUCAUUGAGGCGCUGUGCAGCCUCUUGCGGCGGGAUGCCUCCAUCAACUUCAAGGCCAAGGGGAACAGCCUGGUCUCGGUGCUGGCCUGUAACCUCCUCGUGGCCGCAUACGAGGAGGAUGAGAACUGGCCCGAAAUCUUUGUCAAGGUAUACAUCGAGGAUUCCCUGGGGGAGCGGGUCUGGGUGGACAGCCCUCACUGCAAGUCAUUUGUGGACAGCGUCCAGACGGCAUUCAACACCAAGGUGCCCCCCAGGAGCAUGCUCCUGCAGGGGGACAUGGGACGCGGCGGGGGGGACCUCAGUGCUGGGAACAGCCCCCACCCCUCCCUCACCGAGGAGGAAGACAGCCAGACGGAGCUCCUCAUCGCCGAGGAGAAGCUGAGUCCUGAGCAGGAGGGCCAGCUCAUGCCCAGGCCUAGGUACGACGACCUGGCAGAGAGCGUGGAGGAGUACGUCCUCGAUGUCCUUCGAGACCAGCUGAACCGGCGGCAGCCCAUCGACAACGUCUCCCGCAACCUGCUGCGGCUGCUCACCUCCACCUGCGGCUACAAGGAGGUCCGGCUGAUGGCCGUGCAGAAGCUGGAGAUGUGGCUGCAGAACCCAAAGCUGACCAGGCCGGCUCAGGACCUGCUCAUGUCCGCCUGCGUGAACUGCAACACGCAGAGCCCGGAGGAUGUGGAUGUCAUCUCCCACCUGAUCAAGAUCCGCCUCAAGCCCAAGGUCCUCCUCAACCACUACAUGCUCUGCAUCAGGGAGCUGCUGAAUGCCCACAAGGACAACUUGGGCACCACCAUCAAGUUUGUCAUCUUCAACGAGCUCUCCAACGCCCGGAACCCCAACAACAUGCAGGUCCUCCACACCGUGCUGCAGCACAGCUCCGAGCUCGCACCCAAGUUCCUGGCCGUGGUGUUCCAGGACCUGCUGACCAACAAGGACGACUACCUGCGGGCCUCACGGGCCCUGCUGCGGGAGAUCAUCAAGCAGACCAAGCACGAGAUCAACUUCCAGGCCUUCUGCCUGGGCCUCAUGCAGGAGCGCAAGGAGCCGCAGCACCUGGACAUGGAGCUCAAGGAGCGGUUUGUGAUCCAUGUGACAGACCUGCUGGCCGUGUCCAUGAUGCUGGGCAUCACCGCCCAGGUGAAGGAGGCAGGGGUCGCCUGGGACAAAGGCGAGAAGAAGAACCUCGAGGUGCUGCGCUCUUUCCAGAACCAGAUCGCGGCCAUCCAGCGGGACGCCGUCUGGUGGCUUCACACUGUCGUCCCCUCCAUCAGCAAACUCGCGCCCAAGGACUACGUACACUGCCUCCAUAAGGUGCUGUUCACGGAGCAGCCAGAGACCUACUACAAGUGGGACAACUGGCCUCCGGAAAGUGACCGCAACUUCUUCCUCCGCCUCUGCUCUGAGGUGCCCAUCCUGGAGGACACGCUGAUGCGGAUCCUGGUCAUUGGGCUGUCCCGAGAGCUGCCGCUCGGCCCUGCUGACGCCAUGGAGCUGGCCGACCACCUGGUGAAGCGAGCCGCGGCUGUGCAGGCGGACGAUGUGGAAGUGCUGAAGGUGGAGAGAAUCCAGCUGAUCGACGCCGUCCUGAACCUGUGCACCUACCAUCACCCCGAGAACAUUCAGCUCCCCCCAGGGUAUCAGCCACCAAAUCUCGCCAUCUCCACCCUCUACUGGAAGGCGUGGCCGCUCCUGCUCGUGGUGGCCGCAUUUAACCCGGAAAACAUCGGCCUGGCUGCCUGGGAAGAGUACCCCACCCUGAAGAUGCUCAUGGAGAUGGUGAUGACUAACAAUUACUCCUACCCGCCCUGCACCCUGACGGACGAGGAGACACGCACAGAGAUGAUCAGCCGGGAGCUGCAGGUCGCCCAGCGGGAGAAGCAGGAGAUCCUGGCAUUCGAGGGCCACCUGGCCGCUGCCUCCACCAAGCAGACCAUCACCGAGAGCAGCAGCCUCCUCGUGUCCCAGCUCACUGGCCUGGACCCCCGAGGGCCACCCCGCAGGCCCCCCCCCCACAUCCUGGAUCAGGUGAAAGGGCUCAACCAGUCCCUACGCCUCGGGCACCUGCUGUGCCGGAGCCGCAGCCCGGACUUCCUCCUCAACAUCAUCCAGAGGCAGGCCUCCUCGCAGUCCAUGCCCUGGCUGGCCGACCUGGUGCAGUCCAGCGAGGGCUCCGUGGACGUGCUGCCCGUGCAGUGUCUGUGCGAGUUCCUGCUGCACGAUGCUGCCGACGAUGCCGCCUCUGGGGAGGAGGACGAGGAGGCCGAGAGCAAGGAGCAGAAGGCCAAGAAGCGGCAGAGGCAGCAGAAGCAGCGGCAGCUGCUAGGCCGCCUGCAGGACCUGCUGCUGGGCCCCCAGGCCGAUGAGCAGACCACCUGUGAGGUGCUGGACUACUUCCUGCGCCGCCUCAGCUCCUCCCAGGUGGCCUCCCGGGCGCUAGCCAUGAAGUCGGGGACAGGCCCUUCCUGCCCGUCCUUUAGAACAGAAGGCAGCCAGCUGACCCUGCCCAGCUCAGCGCCACGUGUGUCACUGCAGGGUCUGUCGCUGGUGCUCUCGGAGGGCAGCCUGCGGGACGGGGAGGAGCAGGGCCACCCCCAGGAGGAAGACUCGGGGGACACCGAGAUGCUGCAGGGCUACCAGUGGCUGCUGAGGGACCUGCCCCGGCUGCCUCUGUUUGACAGCGUCAGGGCCACGACUGCACUGGCGCUGCAGCAGGCCAUCCACAUGGAGACGGACCCGCAGUCCAUCAGCGCCUACCUGGUCUACCUGUCCCAGCACACGCCAGUGGAGGAGCAAGGCCAGCACAGUGACCUGGCGCUGGAUGUGGCCCGGCUGGUCGUGGAGCGCUCCACCAUCAUGGCGCACCUCUUCUCCAAGCUCUCCCACAGCGCCACGUCGGACGCCGUGCUGGCCGCCCUGCUCACCAUCUUCUCCCGCUACGUGAGGCGCAUGCGCAAGAGCAAGGAGGGGGAAGAGGUCUACAGCUGGUCCGAGUCCCAGGACCAGGUCUUCCUGCGCUGGGCUGGUGGGGAGACGGCCACCAUGCACAUCCUGGUGGUGCACGCCAUGGUCAUCCUGCUGACGCUGGGGCCCCCCCGAGCUGGUGAUGGCGAGUUCCACGCCCUGUUGGACAUCUGGUUUCCGGAGAAAAAGCCGCUGCCCACUGCCUUCCUUGUGGACACGUCUGAGGAGGCCUUGCUGCUGCCCGACUGGCUGAAGCUGCGCAUGAUCCGGUCGGAGGUGCCUCGCCUGGUGGAUGCGGCCCUGCAGGACCUGGAGCCCCAGCAGCUGCUGCUCUUCGUGCAGUCCUUCGGCAUCCCCGUCUCCAGCAUGAGCAAGCUCCUCCAGUACCUGGACCAGGCCGUGGCCCACGACCCCCAGACCCUGGAGCAGAAUAUCAUGGACAAGAAUUACAUGGCUCACCUGGUGGAGGUGCAGCAUGAGAGAGGCGCUUCUGGAGGCCAGACUUUCCACUCCCUGCUGACGGCCUCCCUGCCCCCCCGGCGAGACAGUACAGAAGCCCCAAAGCCAAAGAGCAGCCCGGAGCAUCCCACGGGCCACGGGAGGAUCCGUGCUGGGACCCAGAUCCGGGCGCUCGGCCCCGAGGACGACCUGGCCAGCGUGGUCCUGCAGAUCUUUCCGCUGAACCCCGACCCCCGGUGGCAGAAUGCAAACCCCCGCCCCAUCGCCCUGGCAUUGCAGCAGGCCCUGGGCCAGGAGCUGGCCCGCGUGCGCCAGGGGGACCCUGAGGUGACGGGCAUCACAGUCCGGCUCCUGCAGGCCUUGGCCACUCUGCUGACCUCCUCCCACGGCGGGGCCCUGGCCAUGGCCAUGCACCGGAGCCACGUCCUUGCCUGCCCGCUGCUGCGCCAGCUCUGCCAGUACCAGCGCUGCGUGCCCCAGGACGCCAGCUUCUCAUCGUUGUUCCUCAAAGUACUCAUGCAGCUGCUGCAGUGGCUGGACAGCCCGGCCAUGGGGGACGGGCCCCUCCAGGCCCAGCUCAAGCUGUUUGCCGCCCAGUUCUCAGCCAGGCGCAGGAUCAGCGACGUGCGCACCGGCUUCCUGCACCUGGCGGAGGCCCUGGCCUUCCGCCGUGACUCGGAGGUCGUCCGCUCCACGGUCCGGGCCCUCAUUGCCACCCUGCAGUCUGGGGAGAAGUGCAGCGUGGAGCCCGAGCUCAUGGGCAAAGUCCUCCAAGGCUUGAUCGAGGUGCAGUCGCCCUUCCUGGAGGAACUGCUGACCGUGCUCUUCUCGGCCACUGCGGGUGCUGGCCCCAGGCCCCCUGCUGCACGGCCCAUCGUGGUGGUCAGCUCCCUGCUGCUGCAGGACCAGGAGGAGCCCCCUGGGAAGCAGGAAGGGGAUGGCUGCAGCCUGGAAACCGUGCGGCUGGGCCCGUCCUCAGGGCUUCUCGUCGACUGGCUGGAGAUGCUGGACCCUGAGGUGAUCGGCAGCUGCCCAGACCUGCAGCAGAGGCUCUUGUUCUGGAACAAGGGCAGGGGCCACGGUGGCGCCCAAGUGCCGUCUUUCCGUCCCUACCUCCUGGCCCUCCUCACGCACCAGUCCAACUGGGCCACACUGCACCAGUGCAUCCGCAUCCUGCUCUGCAAGAGCCGGGAGCAGAGGUUCGAUCCUUCUGCCUCUUUGGAUUUCCUCUGGGCCUGUAUCCAUGUCCCUCGGAUCUGGCAGGGCAGGGACCAGCGGACCCCUCAGAAGCGGCGGGAGGAGCUCGUGCUCCGGGUCCAGACCCCAGAGCUCCUCAGCCUGGUGGAGCUGAUCCUGGCCGAGGCGGAGGCCAGAAGCCAGGAGGCAGACGAGGCCUCCUGCAGCCCCAUCCAGGCCCGCCUGCCCCUGCUGCUCAGCUGCUGCCACGGAAACGACGAGAGCAUCCAGAAGGUGGCGGAGUACCUGACGGGCUGCAUCCAGCAGCGGGGGGACAGUGUGGUGGGCAGGCGCUGCCGAGACCUGCUCCUGCAGCUGUACCUGCAGCGGCCAGAGCUCCGGGUGCCCGUGCCUGAGAUCUUGCUGUGCAGCGAGGGGGCCCCCAGCAGCAGUGUCUGCAAGCUGGACGGCCUCAUUCACCGCUUCAUCACCCUCCUCGCCGACACCAGUGACUCCCGAGCAUCCGAGAGCCGUGUGGCGGAUGCCAACAUGGCGUGCCGGAAGCUGGCCGCGGCCCACCCCAUCCUGCUGCUGAGGCACCUGCCCGUCCUCGCGGCUCUGCUUCACGGGAGGACGCACCUCAGCUUCCAGGAGUUCUGCCGGCAGAGCCACCUGGCCUUCUUCCUGCGCGCGCUGGGGCUCCUGGGGCUGCUGCAGCCGCCGCUGUUCCGCGCCGAGCACCAGGGGCCGCUGUGGGACUGCCUGCGCGCCUUCGUCCGCGUGCUGCUGAAUUACCGGAAGUCCUUCCGCCACCUUGCUCCCUUCAUCAGCAGGUUCGUGCAGUUCAUCCACAGGUACAUCACCUGCAAUGCCCCCGCGGCCGUCGCCUUCCUGCAGAGGCACGCGGACCCGCUCCACGACCUGUGCUUCGACAACAGCGACCUGGUGGUGCUGAAGUCCCUCCUGGCAGGGCUGAGCCUCCCCAGUAGGAGCGGCGCGGCCGGCCGAGGCCUGGACGAGGAAGGCGAGGACGAGAACUCGGCCGGCUCUCUGCCACUGGUCAGCGUCUCCCUCUUCACCCCCCUGACCGCAGCUGAGAUGGCGCCCUACAUGAGGAGGCUUUCCCGGGGCCAGGCUGUCGAGGAUCUGCUGGAGGUCCUCAGCGACAUUGAUGAGAUGUCCCGGCGGAGACCUGAGGUCCUCGGUUUCUUCUCGACCAACUUACAGAGGCUGAUGAGCUCGGCUGAGGAGUCCUGCCGCAGCCUGGCCUUCAGCCUGGCCCUGCGCUCCGUCCAGCACAACCCCAGCAUUGCCGCCGACUUCUUGCCCACCUUCAUGUCCUGCCUGGGCAGCCGGGACUUUGAGGUGAUGCAGACAGCUCUGAAGAACCUGCCCGAGUACACCCUUCUCUGCCAGGAGCACGCAGCCACGCUGCUGCACCGGGCCUUCCUGGUGGGCGUGUACGGCCAGGUGGACACCAGUGCCCAGAUCUCCGAGGCCCUGAAGAUCCUCCACAUGGAGGCCGCGCUGUGAGCCUGGUCCUAGUGAAGUGGGUCCCACCCUGGGGCACUGGGCAGCUUCGAGUGGAGGGUGCCCUGCUGCAGGGCCACGUGGCAUGAGCUGCUGUUCAUCUCCCUUGACAAUGAAGUCUCAUGUGGUCCCCGAGA
This is a messenger RNA of Choloepus didactylus (southern two-toed sloth), 6888 nucleotides long. It is a transcript of the gene INTS1, whose product is annotated as integrator complex subunit 1. NCBI's taxonomy places the organism in Eukaryota, Metazoa, Chordata, Mammalia, Pilosa, Megalonychidae. Gene Ontology annotation, biological process: U2 snRNA 3'-end processing. Gene Ontology annotation, cellular component: integrator complex. The coding region runs from base 89 to 6754 and encodes 2221 amino acids. The record is from RefSeq and is a predicted model, not a curated record. The transcript has 48 exons.